Messenger RNA from Penicillium waksmanii, 903 nucleotides. RefSeq lists its product as uncharacterized. Lineage: Eukaryota; Fungi; Ascomycota; Eurotiomycetes; Eurotiales; Aspergillaceae. The record is from RefSeq and is a predicted model, not a curated record. The transcript has 4 exons. The coding region runs from base 1 to 903 and encodes 300 amino acids.
AUGCAUUUCCCUCUAACCACUCUCUUUUCGUCCGUGCUCUUCGCCAUUCUGGCUUCAUCCAAGGUUGUCUCUCUCGACAAAGAUGUCAGAAUGUGUGACGACAGUUUUGGUAUCCCGUCGGAGUUGCCCGGUGGUUUCUCCAAUGUCGAUUGUGACGAAGAGAACGUAAAGGAAGCCGAAAACCUCAUACAAGUUCCCGGGGCAGAGAUUUUGGGGGCCACUAUGCAGGCGGUAGCCGGUGAGAAGUAUGUCUUCUUCGUGAGGUACUGGAAGAGGAAAUCUGCCAUUGCUAACAGAGGUGUUCACUAUAGGAUGGUCUUGGCCGAAGUCAAGGCCUUCCUCAAGCAGGAGGACGCCGAACAGGUCGCGAGGGAAAUAAAUGGACAGCUGAACAGCAUGGCCAAAGAUAUGGCGGAUAGAAUGACCGAAAGCAUGGCGUAUAGCGUUGGGGCGCUCGCAGGUGACCCUCCCGGCCUAACUGGUACGAGCGAGGGCGAACUAGCCCGCGAUUCUUUUCUAAGAAUCCUUAUAGAUCUGGAGACCCUCAAGGAACGCGUUGAAUCACUGGAACCCCCCAGUCAAGCUAUCUCUGCCCCUGUCAGCCCUGAAUGUUCUGUUACUGCAAUAGUGGCAAUAAAAGCGUCUUUGAUUUCUCACCUCAACUCUCGCUGGGACGACCAUGAAUUCCGGAUGUACAUUGACAUGGGAACUCUUAGCACUCGCAUGCAUGCUCAAAUACACGACACGCAACGAUCAAACGCAAUGCCUAUGCCUUUCCCGAAGGAAGAGAUGCCUUUUAAACAGCAAUGGUAUUUUCAAAAUCUGGAUCAGCAGGACAUGGAUUCCGCCUGUCAGGAUUUGUACGACGGGGGCAAAGCACACGCGCGAGGUACUCUUAUAUAG